Messenger RNA from Asterias rubens (European starfish), 1073 nucleotides. RefSeq names its product galanin receptor type 1-like. Gene Ontology annotation, cellular component: membrane. Gene Ontology annotation, molecular function: G protein-coupled receptor activity. The record is from RefSeq and is a predicted model, not a curated record. NCBI's taxonomy places the organism in Eukaryota, Metazoa, Echinodermata, Asteroidea, Forcipulatida, Asteriidae. Gene Ontology annotation, biological process: G protein-coupled receptor signaling pathway. Bases 1 to 969 code for a protein of 322 amino acids. The transcript has a single exon.
AUGCAGAGUAACUACACUGUGAACGUUUCUCCAUUCGUUCGAGCAUUGGACAUCACCAUCAUAAUCGCCGGUUUCCUGGGCAACUCAUUAGUGUGCGCAGUGUUUCUCUCCAAAUCUAAUGCAUUCCACAGCACAACCAACAAGCUCAUUCUCCAUCAAUCCAUAAUCGAUCUGAUCGCGAUCAUAAUCUUCCUCAUCGCUAGGGUCAUUGUUCAUCCAGACGUUCAGGAGAUCCCAUCCGGGUCGAUCUCGGCCCAGCUCUUCUGCAAGUUCUGGUACAAUGACUUCAUUAUGUGGGGUGUCUUCUACGCCUCUACCUUUAAUCUGGUCCUAAUAGCCUUCGAGAGGUACGCAGCCUCCUGCCAGCUCAUCUGGUACCGUAACUUUCGCCUGAGAGGGAUCGCCAAGUUCGGCUUCCUCGCCCCCUGGAUAUUGGGGUUCGGCUCGCAGUCGUACAUUGUGAUUUUCACCUACUACACGGACGGCGUGUGUUGGGUUAUCUGGCCCGCUGAAGCUGCUCAACAGGUGGGUGGCGUGAUCGUCUUCUCAUUUGAGUUCUUAUUUCCGAUCAUCACAAUGACGUGGUGCUACUCCAAGGUGAUUCUUCUCUUACGGAAGAGAGAGAAAGCGAACCGGGCGGUUCUUCGGCAAGAUAACAUUCUCAGGCGCAGUAAGAAUGUCGUGACCACCUUGGUGACCAUCACCAUUGCUUAUGUCGUCUGUUGGAUGCCGACGGAGAUGAUGUAUCUUACCUUCAACCUAGGGCUGGUUGUAUAUUACGGAGGGAAUGUCUAUUACAUCUUCGCUGUACUGACCACACUGAACUUUGUGGUAAACCCAUGCAUCUACACAUGUAAAUACAAACGAUUCCGGAACAUUUUAAGGGGUCUGGUCUGCCGACUGCAGUGGGGCAGAAACGAAGUGAGCGACAUUCACCCGCGUCUUCAGCAGAUGAGGCAUAUACCUUAAUAAGACACUUCGAGAACUACAUCAAAGACAAGUUCCCAAAAGUAAACAUCUCGGAGCAAAGUUCAUACACACAAUUCCUCCGUGAGAUGUGAAGAUUCAUGUUG